Molecule: messenger RNA, 4780 nt
Organism: Bufo bufo (common toad)
Lineage: Eukaryota; Metazoa; Chordata; Amphibia; Anura; Bufonidae
Gene: BICC1
Product: BicC family RNA binding protein 1
Exons: 21
Coding region: 1-2895 (964 amino acids)
Cellular component (GO): cytoplasm
Molecular function (GO): protein binding; RNA binding
Source: RefSeq, a predicted model, not a curated record
AUGGCAGCUCAGUGCGACUCCUUGAGCGGAUACAUGAACCAGUCAGACCCCGGCUCCAACAGCGAGAGAAGCACCGACUCCCCGCUCCCCGGCUCCGAGGACGACUCUCCCGCCCUCCACGACCCGGAGUGGGGAGAAGAGAGAUUCCGGGUGGAUAGGAAGAAGCUGGAGACCAUGCUACAAGCAGCGGCAGAAGGAAAGGGCAAGAGCGGUGAAGAUUUCUUUCAGAAGAUUAUGGAAGAAACAAAUACACAGAUCGCGUGGCCAUCUAAACUGAAGAUAGGAGCAAAGUCAAAGAAAGACCCACAUAUAAAAGUAUCUGGCAAAAAAGAAAAUGUGAAGGAAGCCAAGGAAAGGAUAAUGUCUGUAUUAGAUACGAAGAGUAACAGAGUUACUUUAAAAAUGGACGUCUCCCAUACUGAGCACUCUCAUGUCAUCGGUAAAGGGGGCAACAACAUCAAGAAGGUAAUGGAGGAAACUGGUUGCCACAUACAUUUCCCCGAUUCAAAUCGAAACAAUCAAGCGGAGAAAAGUAACCAGGUAUCAAUUGCUGGGCAACCUGCUGGAGUCGAAUCUGCAAGAGUAAGAAUACGUGAGCUGCUACCGUUGGUGCUGAUGUUUGACUUGCCCAUCGCGGGUAUUCUGCAGCCAAUUCCAGAUCCAAACUCUCCCACAAUCCAGCACAUCUCUCAAACCUACAACAUAACUGUUUCUUUCAAGCAGCGCUCCAGAGUGUACGGUGCUACUGUGAUUGUAAGAGGGUCCCAGAAUAACACCAGUGCUGUUAAGGAAGGCACUGCACUAUUGCUGGAGCAUCUUGCUGGUAGCCUUGCCAAUGCUAUACCUGUCAGCACACAGUUGGAUAUUGCUGCACAGCAUCACCUCUUUAUGAUGGGCCGAAACGGUGGCAACAUCAAACACAUAAUGCAACGAACUGGUGCUCAGAUCCACUUUCCAGAUCCAAAUAAUCCCCUGAAGAAGUCCACAGUCUACCUCCAAGGCACCAUCGAGUCAGUCUGCCUGGCCAGACAAUAUCUCAUGGGUUGUCUCCCACUAGUUCUGAUGUUUGACAUGAAAGAAGAGAUUGAAGUGGAGCCACAGUAUAUAACUCAACUCAUGGAGCAGUUAGAUGUAUUCAUCAGCAUAAAACCAAAGCCCAAGCAGCCAAGUAAAUCAGUGAUUGUAAAAAGCGUUGAACGAAAUGCCUUAAAUAUGUACGAAGCCCGAAAGUGCCUUCUUGGACUUGACAGCAGUGGAGUGGCCAUUACAAGCCAGUCUACAUUAUCCUGUCCAAUGCCUUUUCAUGGACUGGAUAUCCUUACAGCAGGUUUGGGACUUACUGGAUUAGGUCUCCUGGGCCCCAAUGCCCUUUCUAUUAAUUCGUCUACGGCACAAAAUACUCUGCUGAACGCCCUGAACAGUUCGGUCAGUCCACUUCACAGCCCCAGUUCUGCACCUAGUCCAACACUUUGGGCAACUUCACUAGCGAACACCACCAACGCUGCAGGAUUUUCUGCCAUACCACAUAUGAUGGUGCCAUCUUCUGCACAAGCCACGUUAACUAGCUUUCUUCUAUCUGGAGUGCCCAACUAUGGUCAGAAUACCCCAUCUCCACCGCCUGGCUUGACCCCAGUUGAUGUCCAUAUGAAUGGAAUGCACUCGGAAUGCAAGAAAGUAGCAUCUGCAUUAAAUGGUCAUGUGAAGUCGACAAACAUGAAAUAUGGCACAAUAUCUGCAUCAUCUCUAGGAGACAAAGUGAUGAACUCACACCUACCUGAAUCAUCUAGACAGUCAAACAACCGCAGCUCCCCCGACCAAACAAGCACAAAGUCAGAAGGAUGUAAUGAUGCCUUUGUGGAAGUAGGAAUGCCAAGAAGUCCAUCACAUUCAGCAAACACAAAUGAUCUUAAGCAAAUGCUGAACUCGGCCAAAGCCCCCUGUACGAAGAGGCAGACGGUGGAAUUAUUACAAGGCACAAAGAACUCUCACUUACAUAGUACAGAGCGGUUACUGUCUGAUUCAGAGAUGAGCUCUCCUGAAGGUCCCAUCACUGACAAGAAGGCCCCAGGAAGUGAACGAGCAGCCGAACGAGCCGCACAGCAGAAUUCAGAGAGGGUACGACUGAAUUCACAGUCGUCAUACACCAAUAUGCAGGCUUAUGACUAUGAACAAAAGAAGUUGUUAGCGACAAAAGCUAUGUUGAAGAAACCAGUUGUGACAGAAGUGAGGACACCAACAAACACCUGGAGUGGACUGGGCUUCUCAAAAUCUAUGCCUGCAGAAACCAUUAAAGAAUUAAGAAGAGCUAACCAUGUGUCAUACAAGCCGACCAUGAGUACGACAUACGAGGCCCCCUCCAUGUCUCUCUCUCGGUCAAACAGUCGAGAACAACUCGGAAAUAGUAGCGACUCUGAUAACUGGAGGGACAGGAAUGGGAUCGACUCAUCUCAUAACGACUACUCAUCAUCUAUUGGAAGCCCCAAGAGGAAGCAGAAUAAAUCUGCAGAGCACUAUCUGAGCAGCAGCAAUUACAUGGACUGCAUCUCCUCUCUAACUGGAAGCAAUGGAUGUAAUCUGAAUAGUUCCUACAAAGGUUCUGAUCUCCCUGAACUGUUCAGCAAGCUUGGACUGGGGAAGUAUACUGACAUCUUCCAGCAACAAGAGAUUGAUCUACAGACAUUCCUCACAUUGACCGAUCAGGACUUAAAGGAGCUUGGUAUAACGACAUUUGGUGCACGAAGGAAAAUGCUGCUGGCAAUCUCAGAACUGAAUAAAAACAGGAGAAAGUUGUUUGAGCCGACCAGUAUCCGAUCUUCGUUCCUGGAGGGAGGAGCCAGCGGGAGGCUUCCACGCCAGUAUCACUCAGACAUUGCUAGUGUCAGCGGUCGCUGGUAGCAGUCAGCGGGAUAACUUGACCAGAAGUGCAGAGAACAUCACGGCUGACCUGUGGACAGACAUAACUACGCAUUCUUUUUUUGUUUAUACCAUCAGCACUUUAAUGUCAAGGUACCACGGACCAAAGUAACGUGUUCGCACAAGUACUUGUGGUUCAGAACACCAAAUGUGGGAUAUGUUUUGUUUGACUAUGUAGACUGGACCGAAAUGCAAUAGCAGAAAAAAAAGUUUAAUGGUUUUAUGUUUUAGUAUUUUAUGUAUAAGUAUAUUGUAUGCACUGAAAUUUUACCUGUACUGAAUGAAGAAUUAAUCUCUCAGAUCUUCGAGGGCAUGACUUAAUGGUUUUAUUGUGAAGGAAUUUUCUAUACUCCAUAGUAAUAAUAAUAAUAAUCAGAUAUUUCUGCACUUUACAGCCUCCUAACCGUGUCUCCUGUGGAAAUUUCACAUUCUGUCCUCUUCUUCCAUGUAAACUGUUUAUUAUCACCAAUCAUAGCCUGAUUUACAGUAACAAUUCAUCCUCUAAGUAUUAUAAUGUAUUUCAAUGAUGCCAUUGGAAACUGGGAACCAUUUUACAAUUACUGGUAGAUGACUUUUUUUUAUUCUGUUAUUUAAUAUUCUCUGAACGCUUACAUUGAAGCAAGUUCACUGUAACAGAUGAAAGGACCAGGGUGGACUUUGUAGUUAGAAUUUCUUCUCCUUUGCACUCAUCCCCAGGAAGACGAUGCAAACCAAGGAGGAGGAGAUGAAUGAUGUAUUUUAUUACAUUUAUUUAUACCAGCAGAUCCAUCUCCUUCUUCUCUGGUCUCAUACAAGCUGCUAAGUCAGUUCACUUAGCCAGUACCUAAUGGGGAUUCUCCUUGCCUGUCAAUAACCAAAGGUGAAUAUCACACAUCAGAAAAUCCAUCACUUUUAUACUGUGAAACCUAAAGUUACCCUAUGUGACCAUACUCAUGAAGGACAUCACAUGUUCCCUUGUGAUAAUGUCUCCGUUCCAGAAAGGGGCAACCGGGUUACGUUUUCAGAGAGCUAGGAAUUGCAUGUACUGUAAAUUUGCUUGGACUGUAAAUAAGAAAAGUUGUUAAUCAUCCUUACACAUAAAGCCUUAAAGCUCUACACGUGGAGCUACACCAGCAGUGAGACAUUCCACCUGGACAAGUGCUCUUCAUUAGUGGCACCUUAAGGGUCUGAAAGCAUGGUACGGUCUAUAGACCACCGACACUCACGCCAAUGACUGCUUUCAUAAUUAACUUGCCGCGUGACUAUUUGCACACAAAGGGAAUGUUGUGUUUUUUGUUGUUUUAAAUAUAUAUAUAAAAAUCUAUUUUUUUUUUUCUUUUGCUGCACAGAGAUACGUUUAUGGGCAUAGGCAACGCAGCAAUAAAAUAACUAUUGAUUUCUAAUAAGUCACUAUUGAGUGGUGGUUUUGGGGCUUUGCACACUACAUUUGGUAAACCACUUCCUUUCAUAAAUUUUGUGGUGUUAAUUAAUACUAUAAAGCAUUUUAUGCCAUAUGGGUCAUUUUGGAAUCCCACAUUUUAAUAAAAACACAUAUGGGUAUUGAAACUUUUUAUAAUUUUAUAGAGUGUUUCCCUUUAUGUACUAUGUUUUGUUUAAAUUCUAUGACUUGUUCUUUGAUUAUAGUUUGAUGUGACAGGGUGUGGCAUGGGAAUAUUCUAGCGAUCACCCAAAGGUACUGCAAGAGUAAUCAGAACAUACAUUGUAUGCACAAUAAACCUCUACAGAAUUCUUCUUUUUUUUUUUUUUUUUUUUUUUUUUUUUUUAAUGUCGAUCCAUAAACAACAGUGUUUGCCAGAUUACCUUCAUCCUGGUAUUUGUUACUUUUAUGUUGUGCCUUGAGAGAGACAAGUUGUCUGUAAAUGUAGGA